CAUACCAUCAAUAAUGUUUUUUCUGAUUGUUGAUUUGGAAUUUUCCUGAGAAAAGCCUUUAAAUUGGCCGCAAACAAGGUGCUCGCCAUGAAGCUGCCGGUGAUUUGUCGCACCUGCGACUCCACGGACACCGACAACCUGCUGAAGCUGGCCACGCCCUCGAAAAAGUAUCCGGACAAGCUGCUCUCCGAGAUUCUCUGCGAGCUGACCGAAAUCAAUCUGGAUGCCAGUGGAAGCCAGAAGCUGCCGCAGUGCCUGUGCAGUGGAUGCACCAAGAAGCUAAUGGGCGCCUAUUGCUAUGUGAAGCAGGCGCUGGCCGCCAACGAAUUGCUGAUGAAGCACCUGAGGAACGGAGGAGCUGCUCCCUCGACCACCGACUGCCUGCAGGAGGCGCCCAUGGAACUGUGUGCCGAGCAGCAUGUGGAGGUCAAGCUGGAGACGGAGGACGAGGAAGAGGACAUCACUUGCUCGGAGCUUCCGGAACCGGAUGAAAUGGAUGUGGAGAGCAAGAAGUCCGUGGAUCCGCUGACCAUGAUUGAGACGGUGAAGCUGGAAACGGAAGUGAGGAGCGUGCAGAAGCCGUCGGAAGAUGAGGCCGCUUCGGAAUUUGAUGACGAAGACUCCCUGGACGACCUGCCGCUGGACAAGCGCAUUCAACAGUGGAAAACAGGGAGGAAGUCCUCCGUAUUCAAAUGCCAGGACUGCCCGAGGAGCUUUAAACGUGUAGAGUUCCUGAAACGUCAUGAAAUACGCGUACACAAGCAGGAUACCCGCUCCUUCGCCUGCUCCCUGUGCAUCCGAAAGUUCAGCCGCAGCGAGGCUUUGGAAGCGCACUUGAAGGUCCAUCGAAACUCCAAGCGAUCGGCCAACAUAAGCGAGCACAAGAAGGCCAAGGCGGUGGAUCUGAAUCUCUGCAAGCCGCACGGCUACAAGCUAAUCGAGUGCAUGAUCUGCCAGAGUCAGUACAACAAGAUAGCCGAUCUGCGGCGGCACUUGGAGGAGCAUCCUGAGAUAGUCAGCCUGUGCGGUCGCCCAAAUGUGGAGCCCCAUGAGUUGGCGGAGCUGUUUUACCCCGACUCCAAGGACCUAAGUGAGGAUCAGUUGAUUAGCCUGAUUCGCAAGGAUCUGGCGGCGGGAAUCUAUCAGCGUUUCUACUCGAUAACCAACCAGAGUGGCUACGAAAUGGACCUGGACAGCUCGGAGACGGACAGCGAACUGGACGGCGAUCCGGAGGAUCAGCAGAAGAGGCGAAAGAAGUGGCGCAAGGCGAGCUACAGCUGCGAACUGUGCCAGCAGAAGUUCCCGAGAAAAUAUCAGCUUUACGACCACCAGCGACAGACGCACAGUUGGUCAGAGGCGCCCCAUGUCUGCGGGCGUUGCGAUGGACGCUUUGUGAGUCUGCAGCUGCUGCGGCACCACAACGAGUCGCAGUGCCGGAAUGCACAGAAACGUUUCCUAUGCCACAAAUGCCCGCUUCGCUUCCGUUGGAAGCACAACCUGAAAACACACUUCCGCGAGCACAGAAUUACAAAUCAGACCUUCGAGUGUCCCGAAUGCAAGAGGGUUUUCGACAAGAAGAAAUCCCUCACCGUUCACCUGCUCAGCGUGCAUGCCGAGGAAUCGAAGCUGAUACCCUGCCAGUGGUGCAGUCGAAAGUUCUACCGCCAUGACUACCUGGUGAAGCACCUGAAGCGGCAUGGUCUCAAGGAGCAGGACAUUCCACUGGCCGAAACCCUAAUUGCGGCCACCUCGCGACCGAACGGAGCGAAGCGCAUCACCUGUCGCAUGUGCAACCUGCAUUUCGAGCGUAUCGUCGAUCUGCGGGCCCACAUUCAGCUGGAACUGAAGCUUUCCUUGUCGCUGCACCAGAGCUACGAUUCCCUGCACAAUUACUCCAUAACAAAUGAGUCUGGGUUUGAGUUGCAGCUGGAGGAUUCGGAGACGGAGGACGAGAUGCCAUCAAGCGGUAACAGUCGACCCGUUUAUAUCUGCGAACUGUGCAGUGUACAGUGCAAGCGGAAGUUCGAAAUGAUCCAGCAUCAGCGGACGAUGCAUCGUUUUGAUAAAAUGCCACACGAGUGCGAUGACUGCAUUUUCAAGUGUGUCUGCAAGAGCAUCAUGGAUCACCACCGGCUGGGCCAGUGUAGCAGCACAGAAAAGAAGCAUCCUUGCGACAAGUGCUCCUACAAGUUCAUGUGGCCCGAGAAUCUGGAGCAACACGUUAUUCUGCAGCACGGGAAAUCCUCAGGGGUCAAGCGAAUUUCCGAUGGCGGCGAACUGGACAAGGAUGCCGCCGAGGACGGGGUGCCGCUGCUGCAGUGUCCGCAUUGCGAUCGCACCUACCAGAUGAAGUCGCGCUUGAACAACCACAUCCGUGACGUCCACGUUAAUGGCGACCGCAAGCGCAAGGAGGCCAUCAAGCGCUUCCUGUGCUCCCUGUGCGGCAUGGAGACGAGAUCCGCCGCUGCCUUGGUGACCCAUAUGCGUCGGCACACCGGCGAAAAGCCCUUCAAGUGCGAUCUCUGCGAGAUGGCCUUUCCGCGGCACUCGGAGCUCGCCUCGCAUCGUAGAAUGCACACCGGCGAGAAGCCAUUCCACUGCACCGUUUGCGGCAAGGAUUUCGCCCGCUCCGACAAGCUCAAGCGCCACAUGCUCACCCACAGCGGCUUGAAGCCGCACAAGUGCACCUACUGCGAGAAGAGCUACCGGCAGGCGAAGGAUUUGAAGCUCCACCUGCAGCAGCACACCGGCGAGUGCCCCUUCGUGUGCGGCACCUGCGGCGAGCGCUUCAUCCAGAGCAGCACGCUGGAGAAGCACCGGCUGAUGCGGCGCCACUUUGACGAGGUGGAGGCGUGGCUGAGGCGACAGAAAUAGGGGGUUCUUGCAAUAAAUAACGUGUGUGGUGUAGUAUAAAAGGAAUGGC
Drosophila takahashii is the source of this 2923-nucleotide messenger RNA. Its product is annotated as zinc finger protein 271. Gene Ontology annotation, cellular component: chromosome; nucleus. The record is from RefSeq and is a predicted model, not a curated record. Lineage: Eukaryota; Metazoa; Arthropoda; Insecta; Diptera; Drosophilidae. Gene Ontology annotation, biological process: regulation of transcription by RNA polymerase II. Gene Ontology annotation, molecular function: chromatin insulator sequence binding; zinc ion binding.